UAUAUCUCUCUCACACACACACACACACACAUUUGGAUACGCUUUAACCGCUACCUUUCGAUCGAGUUCUUAGAUCGUCAAGUGGAGAUAGAUUCGAGAUCUAAGUAUUACCUGCUUGGAUCUUGACAAUGGAGUUUGGAAGCCAACGGAGAGAUGGGGAGGUUAGUCAUUGCAGGAGUCUUGGCAGCAACUGUCAUCCCUCUAGUCAAUCUCGCAAAAUAUCAAUUGGGAUAAUGGGGGACUCAUCAAAAACGAAACCUAGAACUACGACUGAAAAUGAUGGGAUAACCGCAGUUGGACAACAGAUAAAUAAUUCGCAGAAUAAUUUAAUGAGAAAUGGUCGUUUGAAUGGUGUGAAGGCUCAAUGUGAGAAUAAUAAGAAUCCUUCAGCUUUAGAACAGACAUCAUCGCCAUGGGUCUCUACUAGAUUGUUUCAGCAAGAGGUUCAUACUUCUACUGCACUUCAUGCAAAAGAGAACACCCAUAUACAUGCUGCAAGUGGCGGAUCAUAUAGCAGAUCUAGUGCAGCAAAAGAAGAACGGGUGACUGUUACUCAAACUGCUAAGGUAAAUCAGAAGGGGUACACUGUUGCCCAAAGAGAAACUGUAGAACGUUCAUUUGCAAAUGUGCAUGAAGUUCAUACUCCAGUGAAGGAAAUGAUAGAGGAUAAAAUGAGCACACCCGUAACUAGAAGCACUGAAGGACUGAGAAUGAAAUUGAUGGAAAUAUUGGGGGCAACUUCCUCGCCAGUCAAGCCUGUGUCAGAAUUUCGGCCUUCUGAUAUGAAAGAAUGUAACCUAAAGGAUAACAAAAGUCAACCAGUUAUGCAGCCAAUACAGGACUCUGACACAAUAGAAAAGGAUUCUGAAGAUCCUGAUUACACAGCUAAGAGACCUGUUACACGUCCCUUGCUCCGGAAGGGAGCUUCAAAAAAAGUACCAGAGAGCAAAACUGGAACUGGGUCAUAUUUCACUCGCAAAAGGAAAAAUCAAGAAAACAAUGCUUCCCCUUUUGUGGAUGGAUUAUCAAGACAACAGGAUGGAACUUCCAUGGGUGGUUCUAAAUCCUUGGGAAGAAUGGGGAAGAAGAGUCUUAAACUUGAGCCAAACAAGUCUUUGCUUAAUGCACAAUGCGAGACUCGGCAGACAGCUAAUGGAAGCAAACUCAAAACUCCAGCAGAGAAGAUAUCUUCCUACGGUAACAAAAUUUUCACUUCUCAUAAUCUUCCUUCUGAGAAAAAGGAUAAUGUUGGUGAGCCAGAUACUAGACACCGGGAUGAUGCAUCACUAGAGUCACCUCUGAGAAAUAAAAGAGAUCAGACUUUGUUUAAUGCACAAUGCAAGGCAACAAAGACCCGGAAGACAGCCAAUGAAAGCAAACUCAAAGCUCCAGCAGAAAAGAUAUCCUUUCAUGGUAACAAAACUGUCACUUCUCAUAAUCUUCCUUCUGAGAAAAAGGGUAAUGUUGGUGAGCCAGAUACUAGACACUGGGAUGAUGCAUCACUAGAGUCACCUCUGAGAAAUAAAAGAGAUCAGACUUUGUUUAAUGCACAAUGCAAGGCAACAAAGACCCGGAAGACAGCCAAUGAAAGCAAACUCAAAGCUCCAGCAGAGAAGAUAUCUUUCAAUGGUAACAAAACUGUCACUUCUCAUAAUCUUCCUUCUGAGAAAAAGGGUAAUUUUAGGGAGCCAGAUACUAGACACCGGGAUGAGGCAUCAUUAGAGUCACCUCUGAGAAAUAAAAGUGAUCAGACUUGUGAUAUUUCCUGUCCGAAUGUUGAUGAGCCUGAUACUAGACACCGGGAUGAUGCAUCUCCUCAGUCACCUUUGAGAACUAAAAGAGAUCAGACUAAUGAUAUUUCAUAUCUAGCCAGAGAAAGCACUCAACAAGAAGAGUUCUUUGAUCCUUCCUUGAAAAAUAUUGUAGAACCAUCUCCUGUUUUCCAUAUUCCAACAAAUGGAACUAGACCAUCAUUUGCAGAUUCUCCUCUUGGUUCCCCAGAGAAAGACACACAUGGAAACGCGGAUCAUACUGGAAAUGCUGAGCAAUUUGAUUCUGGAAAGUUCCAUGGUUUCAUAAGCUUUUUAUCUCCAGCACAAUAUCAUUGCAAAAAACACGUGGAGGCUGAGGCUGAGGCUGAAUUAUCUGAUGACGGAGAGGAACAUGAAGAUUACCAUUUUACUCCAUGGAAUUUUACUACAGAAGACAAGGAUGCAACCAAGUUGCCUGAACAAUGCUCUGAAGAAACACAUUCUGACAACUCUCCAGAAGUUUCAGCUAAUGAAGACGAGGAAACAGAACAUGAGUCGCCAGAAAUUGCUAAUGCCAAAGAAGCAAGAUUCACCCUUCAUCCUAAUAAAAAGUUUCGAAGUCAAGAAGGCUCUGAAGUCAAUGAGCUUAGUCCCCUUGCAGACUCUGUAAAAGGGACUGAACAAAGUAACAAAUUUGAGGAAGAUUCAGACCAAAAUAACGAAGAUGAAUUAGAGACUGUGGUGACCAUACUCAGUUUGGCUUUAGAAAGAAUUGAAAAGAAAAUUAAAGCAGCAACUGCCAAGAAAUCAGCUGAUAUUAUCAGUUCAGCUGCCCAAGAAAUUCAUGUGCAGCUGCAGACAACUGAUUCUCAUAUUCAAAAAGAUAUGGGAAAGUUAAUAAACCUUGCUAAAUUGAAAAGGAAAAGUGGAGAAGCGAGAUUGGAAGAGAAACAAGAACGGGUGAGGGUUAUAUAUGAAAAGUUCAAAGAUGAUGUUAAUCAGCAUCUCCAGGAAUGCAAGAGCAUCGUAAGUGAGCUGGGAUCUCAGGAAGCAGAAUUGAAACAAACCAUGGAGAAACAAAACGCGAUUCACAGAAAGCUUAUCAGGCAAGCAGAAGAGGCAGUUGAGAGCCAACUAAAAAACGCUGACAGAAGAGUAACUGCUGUAAAUAAGUUGGCAAGAGAGAAGACACUUCACCUGAGAAAUGCAAUAGCAGCAUUUCUGGAAGAGGAUGACAUGAACUAAGAAAGAAAGAAUCAUGCCCAAAAUUCAUAGUCUCAGAGAUUAUGAUAUUAUCUAAUAAGGUAAAUACCUCCCCAUUCCCUUUUUAUUUUUAUUUUUGUAGGUUUUAUUCAUUUCUGAUAGACCCCCACUAUUGUCAUAUGAAUACACUUUUGUUAUUUUCCAAAUAUCUUCAAAACAUA
Molecule: messenger RNA, 3175 nt
Organism: Impatiens glandulifera
Lineage: Eukaryota; Viridiplantae; Streptophyta; Magnoliopsida; Ericales; Balsaminaceae
Product: meiosis-specific protein ASY3
Exons: 11
Coding region: 129-2996 (955 amino acids)
Biological process (GO): meiotic cell cycle
Source: RefSeq, a predicted model, not a curated record